Molecule: messenger RNA, 2421 nt
Organism: Telopea speciosissima
Lineage: Eukaryota; Viridiplantae; Streptophyta; Magnoliopsida; Proteales; Proteaceae
Product: MICOS complex subunit MIC60
Exons: 12
Coding region: 213-2150 (645 amino acids)
Biological process (GO): cristae formation
Cellular component (GO): MICOS complex
Source: RefSeq, a predicted model, not a curated record
AGCCCUUCCCCGUAAGCGAGGGAUUUUCCAGCAACACUGUCGAUUCUGGAAAAAGCGAAAGAGCGAGAGUUUCCUCUGCAAGUUCGCACCCUUCGAUGUUCGAACCGCGGAAAAAGUCUUCAAUGGCGGGAAGUUAUCAAUAAAAUCAAAAGGAGCAGCAGCUGGACUUGCCGACCUCGCUCCGUCUCCGGUUUUCUCCCAGACAAUCGACGAUGAUGCGAAGGUGCGUUUUAGAGUUUUCUUGUAGCCGAUCUGUAGGGCGGAUUACAGCUCAGAAACCAUUUUGGCUUAUUUCUAGAAAAGAAUUAUCAGUUGCAUCCCAACAAAAUGCAUCACAAAGAGCUGGUUCCACGGGUGAACCACCUAAAUCUGGGAGUAACAUCUCAAAAGUUGUCAUUGGAAGCAUUGCAGUUGGUGCUGUUGUCAUGGCAGCUUAUCAAACUGGCUAUUUAGGUCAACCUCCUUUCAAAGAUCUUUCUUCUAUUGACUUCAAGUAUGGUGGUGAUAACAAAAUUCCAAAGGGAACCGAAAGUUUAGGGGAACAAGUUGUUCAUAAAAACAAUCAAGGAACAACCGGUUCAAGACCUGAUGUGGGACAUAUUGGGGAAAACAACGAGGUUCACCUGGAUCGUCCUACUGCUCAAGAUCUGAGCACAAAGGAAGAUGUAAACCAGGUCCAGGAUGAAGUGGAAGUGUCACCUGUGGUGGAUACAAUUCCUGUUCAAGAGAAAGAAUUUCCAAGUUCUCAUCAAGAUAGUGUCACAUUUGAUGGUCAGAGUCCUCAUUCUGAUAUAUCAGUUGAAGAAGGUCCUGAUCUGAAAAACAUCGGAAAUGGUUUUACGCCCGCAGAAACUAGCAAGGAACAGAACAAGGAAGAUGACAGUGUACCUAUUUUUCCCGACACAAAGGCAGUUAAUGAAGAAGCUGAGCUUAGGACAACUCCAGCUCAUCAGCUUUCCUCAAACGACAUUCCAGAGGAUAAACUGGGUAAAGAUGCAGAGUCACCAAGUCCCCUUCUUGAUGCAUAUUUUCUACAGGAAAAGGAUGAAGGAAGACCUGAGAUUUCCUCAAGUGGAGAGGGUUAUGCACCCUCCCCCCCAAAAAAAGAGGCUUCAUUAGGAAUGACUGAUGAUUUGAAGAAUGCUUACAUAUCUGAGGAUGGAAAGUUGGUUCUUGAUUUCUUACAAGCUAUUCAUGCUGCGGAGAAAACGCAAGCUGAGUUGGAUGAACGUGUUUUUGCUGAAGAAAAGAGGAUGUUGAAGGAAAAGUAUGAGAAAGAACUGAAGGAUGCACGGGCCAGGGAGCUUAUGUAUGCUGAAGAGGCGGCUAUAUUGGAUAAGGAGUUAAACAAAGAAAAAGCAAAGAAUCUAGCUAAUAUCAAAUCACUUCAAGAAAAAGCAGAGGAGAAACUUAAGAUGGAACUGGAACGCAAGGAAAAUGAAGCAGAAUCACAGCUGAAGAAGGUUCAGGAGUUAGCAAAAGCAGAACUAGCUGCAGCUAUUGCAAGUGAGAAAGCAUCACAGAUUGAAAAAAUGGCGGAAGCAAAUCUGCAUAUAAAUGCCUUAUGCAUGGCAUUUUAUGCUCGAUCCGAAGAGGCUCGCCAGACUCACUCUGUUCACAAACUUGCACUGGGAGCACUUGCAUUGGAAGAUGCACUAGAUAAAGGGUUGCCAAUUCAGGCUGAAAUAAAUGUUUUGCACGCUUAUCUAGAAGGCAUUGACAGAGACUCACUUCUGGGUUUGGUCCUUUCAUCUCUCCCAGAGGAAACACUGAAGUCUGGCGCAGAUACUCAAUUGCAAUUGAAUGAGAAGUUUGAUGCCUUGAAAGGUUUGCUGCGUCAUUACAGCUUCAUCCCAUCAGGUGGUGGUGGUGGCAUCUUGGCUCAUUCUUUAGCUCAUGUUGCAUCUUGGUUAAAGGUGAAAGAAGACCAAUCUGGUGAUGGAAUUGAGUCUGUUAUUAGUAGAGUUGAAAGCUUCUUAGCUGAAGGGAAGCUCGCUGAAGCAGCAGAAGCCCUUGAGCAAGGGGUCCAUGGCAGCCAAGCAGAGGAAAUUGUUGGUGAUUGGGUGCGACGAACAAGGAACAGGGCAAUCACAGAGCAAGCGCUAUCCCUUCUUCAAUCUUAUGCUACUUCCUUGAGCCUUACAUAUUGAAUUUUGCUUUCCCCAAAUUCCUUAAGAAUAGAUUUUGCCCUUUGUAGUAUUCCCACAUCCACUGUUGUACUGAAUCGUUCUGUUUUUCCUUUGGUUCUGGAUGCGGAGGAUAUCAGAAACGUCCCCUCUUUCUUGGCUCCAAGGGGGAGGUGAGGUGGGAUUGGGUUGUUGAGCAACUCAAACCUGAGAUUUGACAUGGAAGAGCAAUUGCUCAUUCUGACAUUGAGUGCAUUGUUUAGGUAUCGUCAAUAAAAUGUUUACUUUGACGAAG